AUGGGUCUUCUAAAACUCUUGCUCAAAGCGAUUCUCAUCCCAAUCGUUAUCAUCAUUGUCAUUGUUGUUGUUAUUAUCCUUCUCAUCAAGAUGCGCCGUGAUCGCAAGAAGAAAGAAAGAGAACUGGAGAAAUCCUUCCAACCACCCCCUGUACAGCAAUGGGUGCCAUACACCCCGGUCCAGCAACCUGCCCCGGCAUAUUGGACGCUUUCUGUUGGACUGUUCCACUCAACAUCUACACUAUGGUUGGGCACUAUGGUUGGGCUUUUGUAA
Molecule: messenger RNA, 273 nt
Organism: Penicillium roqueforti
Lineage: Eukaryota; Fungi; Ascomycota; Eurotiomycetes; Eurotiales; Aspergillaceae
Exons: 3
Coding region: 1-273 (90 amino acids)
Source: RefSeq, a predicted model, not a curated record